Molecule: messenger RNA, 680 nt
Organism: Cylicocyclus nassatus
Lineage: Eukaryota; Metazoa; Nematoda; Chromadorea; Rhabditida; Strongylidae
Source: the annotation of a GenBank genome assembly
CUGCAUUUCAUCCUCUAUGAAGAGCAUGCAAGAAGAAAAUACAGUGAAGAAAGAAAAUGCUAGUGCUCAAUCCAGCGCCGAAGGAUCUGCAGAAAGUAGUGGAAGCGCUUCAGCAUCUGCUGAACGAGAGAAAACCUCUUCUGAGCCCAAACUGGUUGCAGCACCCAAGGUAGUGAGCGAAUUCAAGGAGAAGGUGACAUCCAAAACCACAGAAAACGAACCUGCUAUUCCGCCAGAACACACCCUUUCCGAGACUAUGCUCGGCGAGGCACUUGCUCCUUGCUCUGAAACCGAAUGGUUGACAAGCGAUACCGCCCUACCAACAGAGUUGCUAACAGUUCAAAAGGAUAAGAGAAGAGUGUCGGUCUUUGCUCCGCCAGUAGUGGACGUAUUAGGUGAAACGAAAGAGAUUAAGGAAACGAAGACAUUCAUACAGCAAGACUUUGAAGGCAAGAUCGGUUUGGUGGCGGAAUUAGUAGCCAGUUUCGCAAGAUUACUUGGAAAUGAUGAAACUGCAAAAGAAGGUGUGGAGGUCGUAGUAUCGGUCCGGUUUCCUCGUACAAGCGGCGGCAAUAAGUAAGAAGGAGAUAAACAAUUUCCUCCUUAUUAAGCAGACGCUUUGCUCUUGUCGUACAUACUUUUACCACAUUUAAAUUCAGAACUGAAGUUCUUCUUUGUUA